GUAAUGAUGAAACCCCCCUUGAUCUGGCCUCCUUGCCUCCUUACGUAGCUAUGGAGUUCCUACUCACUUAUUUACCUUUAUCCGAAGGUCUCACUCUCCAUAUAAGACCCCAUACCAUUUCCUCCUUCCUUCCUUCUCUCUCUCACCAUCAUGUCCCUGCCUGACUGCUGGUCAUCAGACUCCAAUCCACUACCUCUCCUAGACUGGUCUGACCUCUGGAUUAAUGCUUUCGACAAAGGCAAAAUCCCUUCCUAUAAUGCCUACUUUCCUCCAUCCCCUUCUGAAACAUGCUCCUCCUUCUCAACCGAUCUAUCACCCUCCCCAGAACCAGUCACCAUACGUGUAGUCUGUGACGUUCCUCUACUCGCUCCUCGUCCACUUCCAUAUCAUUCUCCAACUUUCCUCAAAUUCGAUCUACCCGAUCCCGACGAAGACUUGUCACACCCACCCUACACACACAGACCUUCCAAACGGAAACGUGAUCACAACGACAACCACGACCAUGAUCAUUUGCGUGUAAAACGCCGAAAUACUGGUUUGCAACGAUGGGCAGCCGGUGUCCAUCGCCAAGCUCACUCCGGUAGCGGUACACAGGACCGUUCUCACGUGUAUACCGCUACCCGGCCUGAUCGCUUGCCAUGAAUCAUUCCUAAUCUUAGGGGCAUCCUUCUCACUUCAUAUUAUUCCCCUUUUCCUUAUGCCAACCCGAUUAUGUAUAUCUCCCCAGGGCCACUUGAUCUUUGCCACAUAUUUUUGCCGCCCCACCGCCUUUCUAUCACACAGCUUAAUUCGCACAGUACGUUUCCUCCACACCACACCACCGCAAGUUAGAUUCAUAAUUACCAGCAUUAACUCCACAUUGUACAGUAUUACAUAGCAUGUCAUCUGAAUCUUUCAGAUAGUGGAAUCGUAGCAUAUGAUCACCUCAUGCCAAGGCCCCACACAAUUACCGCUUUCAAUGGCAAGUUUCCAC
Messenger RNA from Suillus subaureus, 973 nucleotides. RefSeq lists its product as uncharacterized. The coding region runs from base 151 to 642 and encodes 163 amino acids. The record is from RefSeq and is a predicted model, not a curated record. The transcript is spliced from 3 exons. NCBI's taxonomy places the organism in Eukaryota, Fungi, Basidiomycota, Agaricomycetes, Boletales, Suillaceae.